AUGCCCGCCCUCCCACUCCGCGUGCACCUGCUAGCCCCGCGCACACAUCACCCUCGGCGCGCGUUACAAAUAGGUUACAUUUUCAGAGUGAUUUCGCCGCGGCGCCCACGGGGAGAGGAGGGGAAGGCGCUCGCUCGCAGCUUCACCUCCUUCCCGCCGCCGACCGCGGGCUCCGGGCCGGGCCGAGCCGAGCACGGGCUGCAGGUGCAGAAGCCCCCUGGCCGGCGCGAGGGGCUCGGCGGUCGCUUCUUCGGAACUCUAGCCUCAAAUCUCCCACCGGAGUGCCCACUGGGGUCCUCACGGCGCGGCCCUCGCAGCGCCCGCCUGCGCGUCCGGCCCCUCUUUGCGGGAGCAAACGUCCGUGAGUUGCUCUCGAUGCCCCCGUGGGCUGCGUCCAGAGUGGAACCAGCCUCGUGGACAAGCGUCGAGCCCCGCGGGGGCAAGCGCGGCGGCGAGCUCCCGGGAGAGGCGGCGAACUGGGACGCAGAGGCGGAAGGCGGCUCCGCGGGCCCGCCGCCGCCGCCGCCCGCCCAGCAGCUGGGCUCGGCCGCCUCAGCCCCCAGGACUUCCACCUCUUCAUUUUUAAUCAAGGACAUUUUGGGCGACAGCAAACCUCUGGCGGCAUGUGCACCCUACAGCACCAGCGUCUCCUCCCCGCACCACACCCCGAAGCAGGAGGCCAACGGGGCGCACGAGGGCUUCAGGCCAAAGCUGGAGCCCGAGGACAGCAAAAGCAAACUGGACAAGCGGGAGGACCCCCAGAGCGACAUCAAAUGCCACGGAACAAAGGAGGAAGGAGAUCGGGAGAUUACGAGUAGUCGAGAAAGUCCCCCUGUGAGAGCCAAGAAGCCUCGAAAAGCCAGGACCGCUUUCUCCGACCAUCAGCUCAAUCAACUGGAACGCAGCUUUGAGCGGCAGAAAUACCUGAGCGUGCAGGACCGCAUGGACCUGGCUGCCGCACUCAACCUCACUGAUACCCAGGUCAAGACUUGGUAUCAGAACCGCAGGACCAAGUGGAAGCGGCAAACGGCGGUGGGCCUGGAGCUGCUGGCCGAAGCCGGCAACUACUCAGCGCUGCAGCGGAUGUUCCCGUCGCCCUACUUCUACCACCCCAGCCUGCUGGGCAGCAUGGACAGCACCACGGCGGCCGCUGCCGCCGCCGCCAUGUACAGCAGCAUGUACCGGACUCCGCCGGCGCCCCACCCCCAGCUGCAGCGGCCCCUCGUGCCCCGCGUGCUCAUCCACGGCCUGGGGCCCGGAGGGCAGCCGGCCCUCAACCCCUUGUCCAACCCGAUCCCUGGCACCCCGCAUCCCCGGUGAGGAUGGAGCAGCCACGCAGCCGGCCCGUCCUCCCUCCCUCCCAGCCGGACUGGACCGCUGCCCUUCCUCUUCCCGCCCCAGGGCGCCGAGCCCCCAGGGAGGCCGAGAAGAGGACAGGGACGGGGGACAGAAGGGGGCCAGCCCUCGCCCGCUCCGUCUCCCCACACCCAGAGGUAGGCCUGGAAAGCUCUUGGCGAAAACGCUGACCCCACACAAAGCACGACCAGUAAGUGAAAACGCCAACAAAAACAAACCUCAAGUUCUUUCAGAACGUGGCUUUAGGGACACGGGGCCGGGGGAGGGCAGGAGGAGGGCCCAGAGGCGCAGAGGAGCCACCUGGCCUGCGGGAGCUGCAGACACGACAAGGACCGGCCGCCAUGGCAGGGGCGUCGUGGACCGGGACAUUCGGCCUGCCCCCAAGCAAAGAGGAGGGUGACUGAGAACUUUGCACUGAUUCUCAUGACCUUUUUUCUUUCGGAAAAGUGGCAUGCUCCAUAAUAUGAAAAAAAUGUACAUUUGAAAGACUGAGUGAUAAGUGAUAUAUCAUAUUUAUUAUAUGUUGUCCAAAAAAAGAGUCACUUAUAUACGUUAGUAAAAACAUGAUUUUUCUUUUCA
This is a messenger RNA of Echinops telfairi (small Madagascar hedgehog), 1935 nucleotides long. RefSeq names its product BarH like homeobox 2 (gene BARHL2). Gene Ontology annotation, molecular function: DNA-binding transcription factor activity, RNA polymerase II-specific; RNA polymerase II transcription regulatory region sequence-specific DNA binding. Lineage: Eukaryota; Metazoa; Chordata; Mammalia; Afrosoricida; Tenrecidae. The transcript is spliced from 5 exons. Gene Ontology annotation, cellular component: nucleus. The coding region runs from base 1 to 1320 and encodes 439 amino acids. Gene Ontology annotation, biological process: regulation of transcription by RNA polymerase II. The record is from RefSeq and is a predicted model, not a curated record.